AUGCGAGAGCCCGCGGCCGCGCUGCCACCGCUCCCGGCCGGGCUUCCCCCGCGGGCGGGCGCGCCGGAGCCUACGCGCAGAGCGGCCCUGGCCCAAGAUGAUCCCACCGGGGGAGUGCAUGUACGCGGGGAGGAAGCGGAGGAAGCCCAUCCAGAAACAGUAACGAAACCUUCUGUGGGGGCUGAGAAGUCGAACCCUUCCAAGCGGCACCGAGACCGCCUCAAUGCUGAGCUGGACCACCUGGCCAGCCUGCUGCCCUUCCCGCCCGACGUGGUCUCCAAGCUGGACAAGCUCUCGGUGCUGCGUCUCAGCGUCAGCUACCUCAGGGUGAAGAGCUUCUUCCAAGCCGUGCAGGAGAAGUGCCCGCACCAGCCAGUGGCUGGGGCCCCCUCACCAGGAGACAGUGGUCCCCGUGGAGGGUCGGCCGUGCUGGAGGGAAGGCUGCUGCUGGAGUCCCUGGACGGCUUUGCUCUGGUGGUGAGCGCGGAAGGGGUGAUAUUUUAUGCAUCAGCGACGAUCGCGGACUACCUGGGCUUCCACCAGACGGACGUGAUGCACCAGAACAUUUAUGACUACAUCCACGUGGACGACCGCCAGGACUUCUGCCGGCAGCUCCACUGGGCCAUGGACCCUCCCCAGGUGGUGUGUGGGCAGCCCCUGCGCUCGGAGACAGGAGAGGAUAUCAUCCUGGGGAGGCUGCUCCGGGCCCAGGAGGGGGCGGCUGGCCCCACCGAGUACUCGGCCUUCCUGACGCGCUGCUUCGUCUGCCGCGUGCGCUGCCUGCUGGACAGCACCUCGGGCUUCCUGACGAUGCAGUUCCAAGGAAAACUCAAAUUCCUGUUUGGCCAGAAGAGGAAGGCGCCGUCGGGAACUGUCCGGUCCCCUCAGCUCUCGCUGUUCUGCGUCGUGGUGCCCGUGCUCCUGCCAUCGGUGGCUGAGAUGAAGAUGAAGGGAGCGUUUCUGCGGACGAAGCACAGGGCAGAUGGCUCCACCGCGAUGGACACGAAAGCAAAAGCCACCAGGAGUCUGUGUGUAUCAGAAUUGCAUGGAAAACCCAAUUACUUAGCAGGAAGAAACGGUGGAGAAAACGGCAUUUCUGUGUUCAGGGCACAGAUGGACGCCUGCCGCUGGGCCCGGGUUCCCGCCAGGGCCACGUGCCUGUGCCUGCGGGGUGGCCCCGACCUCGUCCUUUACCCCGAGGGGGCCACCGGGGACUGGGGAGGAGAGGAGCAUGGGAGGGUGCCCAGCGGCGGCUCUGGGGUGAGGAGGAGGAGGGAAGCACACGCUUACGACUGCUGCUUCGAGACGCCAGGACCCACGAGGCAACUGAGCUGGACGGCAGGCAGACACGGUCAGGACGGCCCCAAGCCAAAGCUGGAGCCCAGCAGGAGUGACCCGUUCCCUGUGCAUGCCACCUCUCGGGGCUCCUGCGUGCCCUACCCCAGUGCCCCGGGCACUGUCCCUGGCUUCCGGAAUUCCCCUGGUGCUCACCAGGCCCCCGGUGCCUAUGCCAGCCAGCCGAGCAGAGCCUUGCAGGAUGGUGAACAGGGACCGGUCCACUCUUCCGCCAGCGGCCCCUUCCCCCUGGGGAGCCUGGAUAGCCAGGUUCCUCCACCGGGAGUGCAGUGCCUUGCAGUAGGGGGCUAUGCCACCCAGGACAUCAAGUUGCCGGGUGUGCCCAUGCCUCCGGAGGCCCCGUGCAACCCCAUGUUGUCACUCAAUGUGCCCAUCAAGAUGGAAAAUGACUCUGGGUCCGAGGAUGCAGCCGAUAGCUACGCUGUGUCCCCAAGCCAGGUGUGGCUGGGAGCCGGUGACGUGGCUAAGAGACAGCUGGUCACCUUCCCUACCAGGAUGCACCUGAAGACAGAGCCCGACUCCAAGCACCACCUAUACUCCCCGCACCUGGGGCAUGGCAUGCUGGGGGCUCCCCCCAGGCCCGGCAGGGAGCUGGCCCCCUUCCACCCUGCACACUUUGUCUGCCUGGAGCGUGGGCACGGCCCUCCUGAGCCAGAGCCUCCCCCCUGCCUGUGCGUGCGGGGCCACCGCCCUCCCACUCUGGGCUGUGACUGCAGAGCGCCGGGGACUGCACCCAUGAUCAAGCUUGAGCCCUUGGACUCACCCCCAUGGGCUGCUCACAGUCAGGGUGGGGCGCCCAGGAUGCUCCCCAAAAGUGUCUUGGCGACACUGGUGCCGCCCAAAGCCUCUGAGUGCUCUUUUCUGCCCUGA
Pipistrellus nathusii (Nathusius's pipistrelle) is the source of this 2226-nucleotide messenger RNA. The record is from the annotation of a GenBank genome assembly. Lineage: Eukaryota; Metazoa; Chordata; Mammalia; Chiroptera; Vespertilionidae.